AAAAUUUACCAUUUAUUAAACGUAAAACGUGUGUUUAAAUUUUACCAUUUAUUAAACGUAAAACGUGUGUUUAAAAUUUAUCAGACUCGGCACGCUUUGCUUUCUUUUUAUUGUUUAAAACUCUUUAAACGAAUUAAAUAAAAGUAAGUAUUAUUAGCUUGCUUUUCAUUUUAUUUAUUAAAUCUUAUUUUGAACUUUGAAGUAAUAUUUUCAAUAAAAUGCCACCGAAAAAAUCGAACCUCAAUAAUGCACGGAAUAAAGCUGCACAACGCCAAAGAGUUCAAAGAGUUCAGCAGUCUGCAGAACAAAUCGCAGCAAGAAACUCAGCUCAAAGAAUCAGGACAGCAGAGAGUCGUGUACAAGAAUCCCAAGAACAGCGUGAUAGACGUCUGCGACAAAAUGUUACCAGAACAAGAGCGACGCGUGAACAACACAUAGUUACAGCACGAUUACGAGAUGUACAGAGACAGCGGACCAACCGCUCAUUAACACGUUCAACAUUUGUUCGUCUUGCGUUCGAAUAUGAAGCAGAUAUUGAUUACUCUGCGCAUUCAAAAAUUGCCAACGGGAAAAUGGAUAAACUAUGUCCAUAUUGUCAUGCAUUAAAAUUUCGCAAUGAAACACCCGGCAUGUGUUGUGCAUCAGGAAAAGUUCUGCUGCCACCUCUUCCCACUCCGCCGGAACCUUUAAUAUCGCUUCUUGCUGGCGAUUCAGAUAAUUCAAAAAUAUUUUUGCGAAAGAUACGCAAAUUUAAUUCUUGCUUCCAAAUGACAUCAUUUGGGGCAACUAAAAUUUGCGAUCUCGCAUCCGAUGGACGUAAUUCUAAACCUACAUUUAAAAUACAAGGUCAGGUGUACCAUAAAAUUGGGUCACUGAUGCCAAUGCCUGAUGAUAAUCCAAAGUAUCUACAAAUUUAUUUUAUGGGCAGUUGUGAAGAACGCGUGACAACUCGGUGCCAAUAUAAUUUCAUUGAACAAGCAGAGGAAAGAGCAAUUGUGAUAUUGUUGGAAAAUUUUUUAGAAACUCAGAAUAAACUCAUUCAAUUGUUUAAAAGAGUAUCACCACAAUUGCUAAGUGACAACUAUCAAAUCGUCAUCAAAGCCGACAAAGUUCCAUCAGGAGAACAUGCUGGAAGAUUUAACGCGCCAACUGUUGAUGAGGUAGCUGUUAUUAUGGUUGGUGAUCCAGUUGAAAAUAGAGCUAUAAAAAUUACACGGCGGGACAACACUAUUAGUAUGAUUUCGGACCUGCACCGUUCAUAUGACGCACUCCAAUAUCCAUUAAUAUUUUGGCAAGGACAGGAUGAAUAUCAGCUUAACAUCAAACAGUGUGAUCCAAAUACUGGUAAUACAAGAGAUAAAAAAGUAAGUUUAAUGAACUACUACGCAAGCCGAUUGAUGAUUAGGAAUAAUCAGGAUAACUAUAUUCUUCGAUAUCGUCAGCUAUUCCAUCAAUACAUUGUGGAUAUGUAUGCUAAGAUCGAAAGCGAACGCUUGCGAUUCAUUCGAUACAACCAGCAGAAAUUACGAUCAGAAGAAUAUAUUCACUUACGAGAUGCUAUUGUCGGAAACAUCGAUGGAAACUUAAACCCCAAUGACAUCGGUAAUGCUUUCAUUUUACCUUCAAGCUACAUCGGUAGUCCACGGAACAUGCAGGAAUACAUACAGGAUGCGAUGACUUACGUACGUAAUUACGGUCGUCCAGAUUUGUUUAUAACUUUUACAUGUAAUCCGAAUUGGGAGGAUAUACAAACGUUAUUAUUACCAGGACAACAAGCAAUACAUCGGCAUGAUAUAACUGCGCGUGUGUUCAAACAAAAACUGAAAUCCUUAAUUGAUUUCAUUGUUAAAUAUUCAGUUUUCGGUAACACACGUUGUUGGCUUUAUUCUAUUGAGUGGCAAAAGCGAGGUUUGCCUCAUGCCCACAUUUUAGUUUGGCUUAAAGAUAAAAUCCGUCCAGAAGAAAUUGAUCAAAUAAUUUCAGCCGAAAUUCCAGACCCAUCAAUUGAUCGAGAAUUGUUUGAUGUUUUUACCAAUCAAAUGAUCCACGGACCGUGCGGUACUUUUAACAUGGCAUCGCCAUGCAUGGAAAAUGGAAAAUGUAAGAAGCAUUUCCCAAAGAAUUAUACGAAUGAUACAAUCACGGAUACUGACGGUUAUCCUAUGUAUCGCCGCAGAAAUGUUGCGAAUGGUGGCCACACAUUCACAAUCCGGCAAUCAAAUAAUACAAAUCAAGUAGAAAUUGGCAAUCAGUGGGUGGUACCAUAUUCACCAUUACUUUCAAAAACGUAUAAGGCUCAUAUCAAUGUCGAGCUUUGCAGUUCCGUAAAAUCAAUUAAGUACAUAUGUAAAUAUGUCAACAAAGGUAGUGACUUGGCCGUAAUUGAAAUACAAAACCUAAAUAAGAAUGAUGAAAUAACACGAUACCAAAUGGGUAGAUACAUCAGCAGCAACGAAGCAAUUUGGCAUACUCUUAGCUUUCCCAUACACGAAAGAUACCCUUCAGUCCAGCAUUUAGCAGUGCAUCUUGAAAACGGUCAGCGUGCAUACUUCACUGAAGAAAAUGUUCUCCAAAGAGCGCUUGAGGCUCCAAAAACGACACUAACUGAAUUUUUUACAUUGUGUCAAAAACCUGGUAUUUUAGGCCAAUUCGCAAAGACGCUACUAUACACUGAUGUUCCACGCUAUUUUACAUGGAACAAAUCAGGUAAAAAAUGGGAACCACGGAAACAAGGAAAACCACAUCUUUCUAUUACAGGCAUAUUCAAAGCUAAGACAUUGGGACGACUUUACACGGUACAUCCAAAACAACGUGAAUGCUUCUAUUUACGUUUGUUAUUGGUGAAUGUUCCCGGACCAACGUCUUUCAAAUUUUUGCGAACAGUUAAUGCCCGAGUAUUUAAUACAUAUCAAGAUGCAUGUCGCGAACUGCAAUUGCUAGAAGACUUGCCGAUGCUGCGUUCACAUCAACGCCAAAUAACAUUCGUCACCUGUUUGCAAUUAUUUUGACGACGUGUUAUCCAUCACAAGCAACCACUUUGUGGGAAAAAUAUAAAAAUUGUAUGACGGAAGACAUAUUGCACCGAAUUAGACAAACAGAGCAAUGCCCAAACAUAGAUUACACGCCAGCGAUGUAUAAUGAAACGUUAGUGUUGAUCGAGGAUUUAUGUAUUUUAAUUUCAAAUUCACCACUAAAUUAUUAUGGUAUGCCAUCACCUGAUCGUCCGACCACCGACUUAAUUAACACCGAUUUACAACGAGAAAAACAAUAUGACCAUGGUAGUUUAGCUACAAUUAUCGCGAACAGUGAGCCAUUAUUGACAGCUGAACAAAAAAUUAUUUAUAAUCAGAUUAUGCUGACUGCGCUAAACAAGGCGGCUUUUUCUUCUUGGAUGCACCAGGUGGAACCGGUAAGACAUUUUUAAUAUCGUUGAUUCUUGCCAAGAUACGGUCACAACAGAAAAUCGCAUUGGCAGUUGCAUCAUCAGGCAUUGCGGCUACUAUGGUAGAUGGUGGGCGAACGGCACAUUCAGCAUUCAAGUUGCCAUUACAAAUUCAUAGCAACCCAAACGCAAUAUGUAACAUAAAAAAAAUAGCGCAAUAGCUGCAGUGUUGCAAAGAAGUUCUAUCAUUAUUUGGGAUGAGUGCACAAUGGCUCACAAAUAUUCACUCGAGGCAUUGCACCGAACUAUGCAAGAUUUGAACGGCAAUGAUAAACUUUUUGGAAUGCUGUCAUAUUGCUAUCUGGUGAUUUCCGACAGACGUUGCCGGUCAUACCUCGCUCUACUUUCGCCGAUGAGAUUAACGCAUGUUUAAAACAAUCAUUUUUAUGGAGAAAUGUUAAAACACUUCGAUUGACUAUAAACAUGCGCGUACAUUUACUAAAUGAUCCAUUAGCACAUAUAUUUUCGGAACAAUUGCUAGAUAUUGGGAACGGUACAAUAGAACGGCAACCAAACACGCAAUGCAUUAAACUGCCAGACAAUUUCUGCACUGUUGUUCACACAAAAAUUGAAUUGAUUCAAAGUAUUUUCCCGGAUAUACAAAAUAAUUAUUUAGAUCAUAACUGGCUCAGUGGGCGGGCUAUUUUGGCAGCCAAAAAUGUUGAUGUUGACGAAAUUAACUUCCAGAUACAACAGUUGUUGCCAGGCGAUCUGAUGUCAUUUAAAUCAGUCGAUACUGUUGUUGAUGAAAAUGAAAGUGUAAAUUUUCCAACUGAAUUUUUAAACUCUCAAGAUAUACCCGGAAUGCCACCACAUAUUCUUCGGUUGAAGAUUGGUUCAAUUAUUAUUCUUCUGCGUAAUUUGAAUCCCCCUCGGUUAUGCAACGGUACACGUUUGGUCAUCAAAAAGUUAACAGGGAAUAUUCUUGAAGCAACCAUUUUGACUGGAAAGUUUAAAGGAGAAGUGGUCCUGUUUCCCCGUAUUCCAAUGAUACCGUCAGAAUCUACGAUACCAUUCAGAAGACUACAGUUUCCUAUUCGAUUAGCUUUUGCCAUGUCCAUUAAUAAGUCUCAAGGCCAUGUUUUUCCCAUGGGCAAUUAUAUGUUGCAUGCUCACGUGUGGGAAAACCAUCAAAUCUAUUUGUGUUAGCUCGAGACAGGUUAACCAAAAAUAUUGUGCACCAAUUAGUGCUAAGUUAAAUUAAAAUGUUUAUAAUUCAAAAAAAUAAAUACUACUAUUAAAAAUUAAGAAUUAUCUAUCCUAAGAUUAUAAAAUUAAAUGUUACAUGUUAUCAACUAACAAUUUUGUAAUUAACUUAUUUGUUAAAAACUUGAAUAUAAAAUCAAAAAUGAACUAUUUUAUGAAAAUUUGUGCUUAUUAUCAACUCUACGAAAAUUGUCAUCAAUAAUUUUAAAAAUUUUGACCUCAAGUUCAAAUCUCAAUCCCGUGGAUUUUUAUACCAGAUAUAUACUAAGGUUUCCGUCUUUAUUCAUAAAUAAUAAUUUCACUGUAGUGAAUAGUUUACUACAACAGAGCAAAUCUAAAAGUGAGGAAAUGUUUAUUCUGAGAAUUCGAAUGAUUCAAACCGAUUUAUCGUUUAAGUUCAAAAUUUUACAGUUUCAUAUGUACAUACAUAGGUACUUAUGUAUGUGGCAUGUUAUAGCCCUGACAGACGAGCAAAAUUAAUGCGUCUUAAUCAACGCUAAUACGCAUUGAAAUUUUAUGGUGACAGACGGCAGGCUUGUGCAUUUAGACAGCUGAUAGUGAAAUUUGUUUCUUUAUUAAAAAAAAAGUGAAAUAAAAAUGAAUAAGAUAAAUUAUUAAAAGAAAUUGUGGUAAUUUUGGAAAAUCAAUAUAAAUUUAACGAAAAAAAUUCGUUUAUUAUUAUCUACGUUAAAAGAUAAUAGAGUGAAAUUAAGAGCAAUAAUUGAUUGUAAUACGGAAAAAGUGUGCAAAAAAGUUAAGAAUAUUGGAAAAAUAGAUAGCAACAGUGCGACAUCUGUCAAUAAAUAGCAAAAAUCGCCCAUUUUUGAUCAGAGUUGCCUACUCAAAUUUAGUAAAAUCAACCAAAUGCACGGAAUUCUUAUGCAUUACAAACUUGCAUUAACAUGGGUCAAAUGCACAAAUAAAUGUAAAUUAAGCCCGCUAAUGCAUAUUAGCGCUGUCGUCUGUCAGGGCUAUUAGCGUGUUGGAGAGACAUCUUCUUUAUUUGUUUACACGCUACACAACAAAACAAAGAACGAACUUCGCCAAAAAUAUUUAAAUUGAUUAGAGACGUUAUUCCCUGAAUAUAUUAACAUUCCAUACAAAUAAAUGGCCUUGAACAGAGUUCAAAAAGCGUUUUAACUAUUUCAAAUAAAAAUUGGGCGGGGCGAAGUUCGCCGG
Molecule: messenger RNA, 5827 nt
Organism: Bactrocera dorsalis (oriental fruit fly)
Lineage: Eukaryota; Metazoa; Arthropoda; Insecta; Diptera; Tephritidae
Exons: 2
Coding region: 219-3008 (929 amino acids)
Source: RefSeq, a predicted model, not a curated record